Puccinia graminis f. sp. tritici CRL 75-36-700-3 is the source of this 294-nucleotide messenger RNA. RefSeq lists its product as uncharacterized. Lineage: Eukaryota; Fungi; Basidiomycota; Pucciniomycetes; Pucciniales; Pucciniaceae. The record is from RefSeq and is a predicted model, not a curated record. The transcript has a single exon. Bases 1 to 294 code for a protein of 97 amino acids.
AUGCAGGAGGGUCAACUGGAAAUUGACUGGGAGCUGGCCAAGAAGCGGAACGAAGUGCUAGAUGAGGAGCGACGGGUGCGCGACAAGGAUCGGAGGGAAGAGAAGCGGCUGGCUCAUGAAUGGCGGGCCGAGGAAGCGCGUCGAUACGAGGCCAGCCAGAAGCAACUCGCAGAAGACAGGAAAGUUCAAGAUGAUGCUCGUAGGGAUCAGGAAAGGGAUGCCCGGUUGUUCCAGGCGGCGAUGAUGAGCAUGUUGGGGGUUCAGGAGCCCAUUCCGAGGUGCAACCAGGCCUAG